AUGGAGUGUGGGAGGGGAACACAAAUGACUGGAAUGUCAGAUUGUCAUCGCCUAAGAAGAGAAGAUAUGUGAUAAGGGACUCUUGGACAGCGUGGAGAUGUAUGCCUUCUACUCCCUUUUAGUCUACAUCUUCUACACUGUCUUUAAGAAGGAGGAGGAUGAAGCCUUGGAAGGGGCGUGUGGAGCUUCCUCAGACGAGCCAGGAGCUGUUUCCAUGGAAACAGGGAGCAGGAGGAAAGAUGGCCACAGCUUCAAAAUGGGAAAAAAGGCUUAUGCUCGCCUUAGUGAAUCAAGCAGUAGCAGUGACAAUGAUGAAAUGUCUAUGAGUGAUGAAGACAAGGAAGAUGGCCCUGACAUCCCAGCAUGCACUCCUCUGGCUGCUUUUUUGUCCUUCAAGCAAGAGGCUGAGAAGAGGAGAGCCUCCCAAGUUCAGCUGGAAACAACAGGAAAGUUGACAGAGUCUCCCUUGGUGGCGGUGAUGUCCCACUUGCUGAGUUUUUUGGAGCAAUACUCACACUUCCAGCAGCUGCAGCAGCAAGCCGACCAGUACCGUGUCCAGCUGAAGAGGCACCGUGUCCAGCACCGCCGCCAGAUGAAGGCCCUGCGAGCCUCCUACCGCCAGCGCCUCAGGGACAAGAAUAGCAUCAUCAGCAACCUGGAGGAGGCCAUCACACAACAACAGACCCCCAGCCCACUGAGCGAGGGUGAGUGUAGCAGUGAUGCAGGUACACAUGCCGGGGUCCACAGGCUGGUGGAGUCUCUGAAUGGCCUGCAGGGUGAGAGGAGUAAGCUGAGAGGAGAACUCCGUCUGCUGCACUCACAGCUGGAGCAAAAGGAAAAAGACAGACACUCUCGUAUAGUGGCUUUCCAACAGCAGAUUGAUGAGCUCAAGGGUUGCAUCGAGGAGCGCGAGGAGGAGCUGUCAAGACUGAGAACUGCCACCGGGGCCACAGACUCUGAGAAACGGGUGCUGUGUCUGUCGGCGGAGAAUGAGAGUCUGAAACAGAGCCUAACUGUUACUCAAGGCCUCCUGCAGCAACUGACAACCAUCCCCUCCCAGUCUAGCACCAUGCUCAUCAAGGAGAACGAGAACCUCCGGAGCAGGGUGCAGCAGCUGGAGAUGUCCCUACAACAGCGUGCUGAGCAGCUGUCACACCUGGAGAGACAGAGCGAACAUAGCGAAUGGAGGAGAGGAGAGGAGCUGAGGAAGCGAGAGGACAGAGUGAGGGAGCUUCAGCUGGAGUUGGACAGAGAGAGAGGCAAGGAGCCGGCGGUGAAGUAUGUCACCCAGACUGUGGAGGUGGAAUCACCUGCCACAUUAAAGCAGCUGAGUAAAGCCAGACAGAGGAACGAGCAUCUAUCCGAAAAGCUGUCCAACCAGAAUGAGCGGUGCAAACAGCUGGAGGAACACAUCAGGAAAUCAGAUGAAUACAGCUGUAAUCUGCAGCACAAGAUUGCAGCGUACGAGCAAGAAAUCAGUAAACUGAGAGAGGAACUGUUGAAGGAGAUUGGUCAUUUGGAGGAGAGGAAGGAGGAGGCUGUGAAGGCUGCUGCCUCCUGCUCAGCAGAACACUUUCAGAACCUGCAGGACCAAUUCUUCAGUUUACAAAAGCGUCUGACAGCGCUCCCCCCAACCCUGCGCUGUAUGAAAACAGACUAUGCCAGCCUGAGGAGCCAGGUUCGAAACUUCUCCGAUUUUUAUGGGGCAGCUAUAAAUGAAGCAAAAAAACAGAUUUCAGCAGCUAUCAGUGAGAUGUCUGAAGCCAACAAAGAUCUUCUAGAGAAAUACAGGAAAGAGGUUGCACUGCGCAGGAAGUACCAUGAGCAGCUGGUGGAACUUAAAGGCAACAUCCGCGUGCUGUGUCGUGUGAAGCCUGUGCUGAAGGAGGACCAGCGCGAGGAGGGCCAGUCCGUGGUGGUGACGACGGACCCCAACAAUGAGUCCUCUCUCACUGUGCUGAACAAAGGAAAGAGUCGCAUCUUUGAACUGGACAAGGUCUUCCAUCCACAGGCCACACAGGAAGAGGUCUUUCAGGAGAUUGAGCCUCUUGUGACCUCUUGCAUCGACGGCUACCAUGUCUGCAUAUUUGCCUAUGGACAGACUGGCUCUGGAAAAACUUACACCAUGGAGGGCAGUGUGGAGAACCCAGGCAUCAACCAGCGAGCAUUGAAACAUCUCUUCAGUGAGAUUGAGGAGAGGAAGGACAUGUGGUCUUACACUGUUACUGUCAGCUCUGUGGAGAUCUACAACGAAGUGCUAAGAGACCUUCUGAGUAAGGACGGUGAGAAACUGGACAUUAAAAUCAACCCAGACGGAACAGGACAGCUGCAUGUGCCGGGCCUCAGGGUCGUUGAGGUUAAGAGCUUUCAGCACAUCAAGAAGCUUUUAGCCACAGCCCGUCGGAACAGGAUCACCUUCGGCACUCAGAUGAACCAGCACAGCUCCCGCUCCCAUGCUCUGCUCUGUAUCACUGUCGAGGGCACUGACCUUGCCACCGGGUCCAAAACCACCGGCAAGUUGAACCUGGUCGACCUGGCGGGCUCAGAGAGGGUAUGGAAGUCUGGUGCAGAGGGAGAGAGACUGAAGGAGGCCCAGAAUAUCAACCGCUCCCUGCUGGCACUGGGAGAUGUCAUUCAGGCACUGAGGGCGCGGCAGACUCACAUCCCUUUCAGGAACUCCCGCCUUACAUACUUAUUACAAGACUCCCUGGGCAAAGGCAGCAAGACAGCCAUGGUGGUGCAGGUCUCUGCGCUGGAGAGUAACGUGGGAGAGACAUUGUGCUCACUGAAGUUUGCUCAGAGGGUGUGCAAGGUGGAGCUAGGUCCUGCAGCCAGGAAGAUAGAAUCUGGUGGAGGGCAGUGCGACUGACAGCCUUGAAUCAGCCUCUUCCUGUACCCAGUGAUCACCAGGAAGCCAUAAAUGCACCAAGUCAGAUUAUAACCCAUCCUACCAACUAAUCACAAGUACCAACAGGUCAACAGCAAUCCUGCUCAAGGGCUAAAUCUGUGGAGGUCUGUGUUUGGUUUUGAGACUAUUGGCCUCCUCCUUGCCAUUUUCUGCUUCUGACAAGUGAUAACUCUUUAUCAUUAGCUAAUUUGCAUGCAGGAGUAUUUAUUCUUCCACACUGAGUGCCAAAACAACCUCUGCCUCCCCCCACAGUGUAAGAUUUGAUGCUUCCUUUAACCUCAAAUAUCUGUUUCUAUUAAUUAAAUACCAAAAUCCAGGAGUUAUCAAACCUCAAGGCUUUUCUCACUGAUCACCAGUGUUUAAAUAAAACAGCAUCAAAGGGGUUCAGUACAAUUUCCACAAUAUCAACACUUCAGUUUGGGCUUUUACAGUAGUAGUCAUCUUGCUAUAAAUGUCUGUAGUUUGUGAGCUUCAUCUCCAAUAUUGUAUAUUUUUGAGGGUUGUAGUGUGUAGGAGGAUCUGUUUGUAGCUUAAGUAUGGGCUAUUAACCAUUUCAAUGACACCUUUAAAGUCACAUAUUUGUGUAGUUCAAGUGAAAAUCAGAAGAACGGUGACUGAAUGCUUGAGAAUAUGAAAGCUGUUGAAGUGAGCAGGUGGCCUUGUGUUAGUGAUAUGAACUGUGCAAUAUCCUCCUCACCGAGGAGGCAGUUGGGCCUAUGUGGACAGAAGAUGCACUUUAUUGUGAAAGAAUAGGAUUGUUUCAUUUCAGAACAGGUAUUUAGGUGCUUGCAAUAGAUAUCACUCAUGAAUGUCAUACCAAAAACAGCUUAUUGUUACCUGUUCAUCAUUGUUCCUCUAUUUAUCACCCAUUGAAUCAAAAAAAAAAUUGUUUUGAUUCAAUAGUAGCAAGACAUUAAUGUUGCAGUAACUACCAUGAGUGCUUAGAGGUCACUUAAUGAUGAUUAGAGAGUG
Molecule: messenger RNA, 3880 nt
Organism: Thunnus maccoyii (southern bluefin tuna)
Lineage: Eukaryota; Metazoa; Chordata; Actinopteri; Scombriformes; Scombridae
Product: kinesin-like protein KIFC3
Exons: 20
Coding region: 98-2869 (923 amino acids)
Biological process (GO): microtubule-based movement
Molecular function (GO): microtubule binding; microtubule motor activity; ATP binding
Source: RefSeq, a predicted model, not a curated record